Messenger RNA from Psylliodes chrysocephalus, 4463 nucleotides. The record is from the annotation of a GenBank genome assembly. Lineage: Eukaryota; Metazoa; Arthropoda; Insecta; Coleoptera; Chrysomelidae.
GACGAAAUGAAGAUAACCUUUGCGAUAGCCUUGCUGGCAAUAGCAGUUUUCAAAGAAUCGCAUCAACAGUGCUUUCCGCCUUACGUAGGACGACAACCCAGUAAAACUGGACAUUUGGACUUGUAUUCUGGACAACAGGAAUUUUCCCUCGCUCUGCUGAGUGCCAUCAAUAAGGUGUUGCCAAAUGACAAUCUGUUUUUCUCGCCAUAUUCAACGUAUCAUGCGUUACUUAUGGCUUAUUUCUUGUCAGGGAAACAGACGGAGCAAUACUUGAAAAAGGUUUUAAGGCUGAACCCAAACCAGGAAAAAUCGGACAAUUACGCAGCUUACAAAACUGAAAAAUUUCUUACGGCACUCUUAGCCAAGAAUGUACCGUACGAAUUUAAAAAUGCUAAUAAAAUAUACGUCGAAAAGGGGGUGCCAGUCAGAGACUGCGUAAUGAACGAUUUUCCAGAUGAGUUGGAAUUGAAAGACUUCCAAACUAAUCCAGAAGCAGCGCGAUUAGAUAUUAAUAAUUGGGUUGAAAAUAUAACUCAUAAUAUGAUUAAGGAUCUUUUACCUCCUGGAACUAUCGACACCCAAACCAAUUUGGUAUUGGUUAACGCUGCUUACUUCAAGGGAUUGUGGGAAAAUAAAUUUCCACCGGAAUCAACCAGACAGGAGGUGUUCUAUGUCAGUCCAACCAAGCAAAUUUCUGUUAAUAUGAUGCACGUUGAAGGUACUUUCAAACAUGAUGUAUCUGAAGCUCUUGGAGCCCACAUCCUCGAAAUGCCUUACAAAGGCGGCAAUAUAAGUAUGUACAUCUUACUACCGCCUUGGUCUGACACGGAAAACUCGAUAGAAAUGACUUUGAAAAAAUUGACGCUCGAGAACUUCAAAUCUGUUAUUGAAAAUGACAAAUUGAUUCCUAAGACUGUGCAAGUAGCUUUUCCCAAGUUUUCAUUAGAAACUACUCUCGAAAUGACGCCGAUUCUAGAUUUUUUGGGUGUGGGCAACCUAUUCAAAGCGGACGCUGACUUCAGCGCUCUGUCCCCACAAAAAGUGUCGCUUGGUGAAGGUAUACACAAAGCAAGAAUCGAAAUCAACGAACACGGGUCGCAGGCCGCUGCCGCCACUGCGUUUUUCACGUGGAGAAUGAUGGCAGACGAAGACGACAAUGUUAACUUCACGUGCAAUAAACCAUUCAUUUACCUCAUUUACAAUCGCAAAGCACAUACAGUUUUGUUCAGUGGCAUAUAUAAAUCACCACCAUUAAAUUGAUAUGAGUAGAUAAACAUUUUAGACAAAGUUUGUGAUAAUACCUAAAGGUAUAAUAUAUACCUGUAGUGUUUAAUAACCCAUUUCGCAUUCUUCAGUAGCAAAUAGUUUUUUUAGUUACACUACCUGUGACUUUAUGUCACUUUUAUAAUUGUUUCCUGAUGUAAUCUAAUAAUACAACUCUUGAAUACAGAUAAAUCACAUGUAGGGGAAAGUGUUCCACAAUGAGACAUAAAUUACGUUUCGGUGGGUUUCCAGAGGUUAUGAUUGAAUUUUGUAAUUUUGUUGUUUCAUGCACAUAGAUUGACAUAUUUCUCGUCAUUUAACGCAAUAAGUUUAUCAAUAUAUCGAUUCAGAAAAUAAAUAGUAAUUUUUUUUAAAUCGUGAUUUUUGUCUCAUUGUGGAACAAGUAUGUGCCACUAUGAGACAGAAACUUUUUAGACCAAAAAACAAUACAAAAAAUAUGAAAAAAUAUAUAAUAAAGGAAAAUGAACAUUUUUUUGAAAAAAACAGUAUCCAAAAAACGUAUUUUGCUAGAUAGGACUUGCCUCUAAGUUUUCCCAGUCGUUAAAUAUUUGGAAAGUAUUAUUUUGAUGUUUUUAUCAUACUUAUAUCUUCUGUUACGGGGUGGAAAAAACAGUUGUUAGACUUGUUACUUUUACGAAGAAAUGAAAUUUCAAAUUCAUCUUCUUUUUUAUUUAAAAUUUUUCCGACACAAAAGAUAACAGUUUUUAAUUCAUCAAAUUGAACUAAAACGUAGUCCCCAGCGAUUGGUUGUCGCUCCAUUGCAAGAAAGUUAUCUUUAUCAAAGGCAUCUUCAAUAUCACUAGCAUCUUCAGAGGAGCCCCUAGUUUCUUCCUGAUAGGAUUCCCUAUCAGACUCUUCACUAGAAGAUUCUUUAAACACUCUGGUCUUAACGUCAUUUAAUUUUCCUUGCUUUUUUCUCAUUUUUAAUUCCGCCUGCCUCACUCUCUCCUUGGAUUUUGCUUUUAUUUCAUUAAGUUCUGGCGUGUCUGUAGCUAUGAUACUCUUCUUUUUUCUAGCCCUGUUCUUUUGUAUUAAUUCUGGUGCUUUCGGAUAGCCUUUCAGAUUCUUGAAUCUCAUUCUUAGAAGUUUCAAUUGUUGUGCCAUUGCAAUCAUGAUUAUCAGCCCAGGGCCGCCGAGAGCCAGACCGGGCGCCAGGACAAUUCUCUAGAUCGGGCCCCGCAACAAAAAAAAGCUCUUCAAACAACAAACUUUUCCUCCUCUCGUCUUGUGCCGAACUUCUGAUAGAAAACAACAAAAAUCCGGUCGCCGGGCCCCUAUUUGAGUCCGGACCCCGGGAAUUAGUCCCAGCUGCCCCCCCCCCCCCUCUAGUCGGCCCUAAUCAGCCGUAAUGGUUUCAAAUGUUUCGUCUCCGCAAUCCCCAGUAAUGUGAUGCUCAGAUGGACCAGCAAUUUCAUCAGCUGGUUGGCAUCGAUCAGUGACACUGCUAGCAAUAUAAUCGUCGUCCGUGAAAAUGUUUGAAACCUGCUGUUAUAUUUUUGGGGGUCAUAGAUUUUUCAAACGCAACACCAACACAUUCAGCUAUUUCAUAAAUUGAGAUCGGACGGCCUGGAUUCCUUAGCAUCCACGAUUCAACUGCAGCAUUAUAUUGGGAUUUGAAUGGGAAAAAAACCGAAAGAUCUAAAGGCUGCAAUUUGGGAGAGGUGUGCGGUGGCAAUGUCAAGAUAAUAACUCCAUUUUUCUUUGCUAGAUCAAGAACAUAAGCCGAUAAAUGGCUUUCAUGGUUAUCCAUAAUUAAUAGUGUGGGAUUGCCUACACUACUCGAGGUAUGAUGUAUAAAAUGAUUCAUGAGUUCUAUAAAUAAAUCUAUUGUCAUCCAUCCUGAUGGUUGUGCAAGGCCUAAGGUACCGGGAGGAGCGCUGUGCAGCAUGUGCUGUUUAAAUUUCUUUCUUGGGAAAACCAUAACUGGUGGAAUAAAGCUUCCAGUUGCGUUCACAGUGCAGCAGGUGGUUACUAAUAUUCCGCGUUCACCGCUAGUUGCUGAGCUAACUCGUUUAAUUCCCUUUUUUGUUACAACUUUACGUGGUUUCUGAACAGUAGUGGUUGCGGUCUCGUCUAGGUUGUAGAUGCGAGUCCCAUCUGCAAAAUGCUUUGAACGCUGAUAGAUGGAUUCCAAAUUGGCAAAAAAUUGGCCUACAAUAUUCUUAUUAAAUGAAGUAGCUCUGGAAAGGCUACAGCUUUCUAGUUGUCUUACACUCAACUCAGGGUUCCGUGACAUAAAACCUAAUAACCAUUCCAUCCCUGCCCGUUUAUUAAUUUUCCAUUUUUCAGGAAUGUUAAAUUUAUUUGCAUCGGCUACUUCAAAAGCAAGUAUUCGCAAAUCUUUCCUAGUUUUGCCGUAGCACAUUUUCGAACUUAUUUCGCACUUAUUUCUUGGACAUUCUGUAUAAAGUACACAUCAUUUGAGAAGUAUGUUUUUAAAUAGGUAGGUAUAUAAAAUAAGAAUCUUAUUGAAAAAAAAUAUAUUCAGAAAAUAUAAUCCAUAAAAAAAUUACCAAACCAAAAAUUCCCAUUAAUAUUGAUAAUUAUUGAAAUAUAAAUCUAGAUUUUCUUAAAUGGCUAUUGAAGUAUGCGAGAUUGGUCAGAAAACCCCGUUAUUACAGAAAUUAGUAAUUGUCUUCUCCCAAAACCAAUACGAAGAAUAAUUUUAAUGAAUUAUCUAGUAAUAAGCAAAUAAACAGGUAUUUAACAUUGUUUUGUACGUAUUAAAAAUAUAAGAUAUUUAUUCUGGUCAGUAAGUUGUACCUACAAGUAUUAUCUUGAAUUAUUUAAAAACCAACUGUUUAAAUCGAAGAAUUAAUAGAUCUUUUUAAUCCUUAAUAUUUACUAUGCUUCUUUCAAUAGAAUAAAAAGUUUUGGCUAUUAUUCUAUAUGAAAUAGCGGUAUCAAUCAUUAAAAAAACAGCUGUUCAACUCAUUAAAAAUUAUCUGUAAAAUAAUACACACUUAAUAACCCCUCUAUAAACAUAGUUGGCGACGGUUUAGAGUUAUAUCACUACAUCAGGGAGAGAUUGCCUUUCGAUUAUCUGAUAUAUUGAAAGAUUAUAUUUUAAAAUAGGGUCAUCAUUAAAUUUUUUACUAAUGAUAAAAAAAUUGACUCUGAAUUGAAUGAUACGCCAACUAACCAUAUGCAAUUGAAAGGGUAAGGAUAAUAAACCAUUU